Messenger RNA from Racocetra fulgida, 1961 nucleotides. The record is from the annotation of a GenBank genome assembly. NCBI's taxonomy places the organism in Eukaryota, Fungi, Glomeromycota, Glomeromycetes, Diversisporales, Gigasporaceae.
AUGGCAUCCAAAAUCAGUCGGAUAUUGAACAAAAAUUCAAAGAGACAUUCACAUUAAUUAAUGAAUUGGAAGCCGAUAAUAAUUAUCAACAUAACUCAUAUAAAUACAAAUAUCAUACAACUUAUCAUAACUAUCUAAGCGUAGUUGGUGAUGAAGAAGGUGCCAAUAAACACGAAAAAAUAGCGAAAAAAUAUGAAAAGUUUGUGAAUGCUCAUACUGAGGAAAUGAAACCCGUAUUGUAUGCGACUGAUGUAGAAUCAAGUGCUGAUAAUCAGGAUAGUAAUCUUGAAAACAAAAUUUUAAAAGAAUUAGACCAGAUUCGACCAAUUUUAAAAGAUGAAUUGACUGAAAGUGAUGUGGUAGAAACACUUAUUAGUGAGAUAAAACGGGUUUUUGAAAAACUUAGCAAGGUACCCAAAACCUUUGAAGGUUAUCGAGAAGCAAUAGAUUGUGAGAUUUAUAUGAAUAGAAUAGUAGAAGGCUUAGUUCAUGAAAAGUUAAUCGUUUUAAAAGGUAAUAGUAAUAGUGAAAAAAAACAUGACAAUAAGUCUUCAAAAAUUAAAAACGUUAGUAUUGAGUUGAUAGGCCAUUUGAGAUGUUUAGAAGCAUUCGCACAUGACGCAGCAUAUUCAAAAAGAAUAGAAAUUGUUUCAUAUUUGUCGGAUUCUUCAAAUAAGUUAGAGAUAUUGUUUAGGAAUGUUAUAAAUACAGAGGAAGAAAUUAAUAAACGCGCUAGAAUUCUUAGUUCAUGGUUUCAUCCAGAUAAAACAAAAAAUCCAACAAGUCCAUAUAUGCUUCGAGACAAACAUAAAAGUCAAGGCGAUGAAUUAUUUAAACUUAUUCUAGGAUUUAAGGAACAUUUAUUGAAUAAGUUGAAAAAAACUUUAGAACUAGAUAACUAUGUACAAUAUGGACGUGAACUUUGGAUAACUACUCUUGAUUAUAAUAACGCAUCAAAAGGACAAUGGGAUAAACUAAAAGAAUUAAAAGAAGAAAUUGUCAAAGAGCUCCCUUCUGAGUCAUUAAAGCAGCAUAGCAUGAUUUAUGGAGAAUUGGCUUACCAUCAAUAUCGAGCAGCAUGUAAAAUUGCGGAUAGAGCUAAACUGCUAAAACAACAAGUAAAAUUGAGAGAAUAUAUGGCUUUGUGCUUAUAUCACACAAAUAAGUUUCUAGAAGCACCGUUAUAUGCUUUAGCUGCAAUUCUUUUACAAGUAAAAAAUUCAACUAAUUUUACGCAACAAGAAUUGGAUUAUACAAAAAGUGUACUUGAUAAAGUUAAUAGCAGAAAAGAGGAGGUAAAAAGGGAUGAAGAAGGAGUGUCUUCCGACACGAAUACUGAUACUAAAUUAGAGAGUGACCUUACUAAUGCAAUGUCUUUAAUAAGAACAAAUGAUAAAAAAGAGCUCUCUCUCGGUAAUAAAGCAGUUAUUCAGAAUUCAAUCAAUAAAAAUUUAAUUAGCACGGCUUCUAAAUUACUUGUUAAGGCGGAACGGAGGUUAGUUUGUUAUGAAACAUCAUAUAAAGAGAUUUUGCAGACCAUAAAGCAUGCAAAAUCGUAUAAGAUUAAAGGAGCUGCAGUUUCUGCGGGAGGAUUAGGAGUAGUAUUAACCGCUGGAGUAAACUUUGCACUUGCUGGACCGCUAGGAUUAUUUGCAGGAACAACCUGUCUUGUUGCAGGGUUAUGUUAUGGUUAUUACCUGUUCAAAAAAGGCGAUGAGAUGUUUAGAGAACCAAGGGUUCGAGAAAGACUCAAUAAGCUCAUAAAUAAAGCGUUAAGUGCAUAUGAUGGCGAAAAAUAUCAAGAGUUCAUCAAAGUUCUUUCAGAGGAAUAUGAUGAAAACAAACGUCUAUUAAUUUGCCAGGAUAGUAUCGGUAUUGUAGAAAAAGAUAUAAUCAAGACACUUAAAUCACAUGGAUUCCGAUCGGACGGAAUCGCAUACUUACUCGUUGUAAUUGGCGAA